Sorex fumeus (smoky shrew) is the source of this 1754-nucleotide messenger RNA. RefSeq names its product tubulin beta 6 class V (gene TUBB6). Gene Ontology annotation, biological process: mitotic cell cycle; microtubule cytoskeleton organization. Gene Ontology annotation, cellular component: cytoplasm; microtubule. The record is from RefSeq and is a predicted model, not a curated record. The transcript is spliced from 4 exons. Bases 48 to 1388 code for a protein of 446 amino acids. Gene Ontology annotation, molecular function: structural constituent of cytoskeleton; GTPase activity; GTP binding. NCBI's taxonomy places the organism in Eukaryota, Metazoa, Chordata, Mammalia, Eulipotyphla, Soricidae.
GGGGUCCCGGCGCCCAGAGCCGCGCCCCAGGCACAGCCGGCGGCGCCAUGAGGGAGAUCGUGCACAUCCAGGCGGGCCAGUGCGGGAACCAGAUCGGAACCAAGUUCUGGGAGGUGAUCAGCGAUGAGCACGGGAUUGACCCGGCCGGAGGCUACGUCGGGGAGUCGGCGCUGCAGCUGGAGCGGAUCAGCGUCUACUACAGCGAGUCGUCUUCUCAGAAAUAUGUGCCCAGGGCGGCCCUCGUGGACCUGGAGCCAGGCACCAUGGACAGUGUACGCUCUGGGCCUUUUGGUCAACUCUUCCGGCCAGACAACUUUAUUUUCGGACAAACUGGUGCAGGGAACAACUGGGCAAAAGGCCACUACACGGAGGGCGCGGAGCUGGUGGACUCCGUGCUGGACGUGGUGCGGAAGGAGUGCGAGCACUGCGAUUGUCUGCAGGGCUUCCAGCUCACGCACUCGCUGGGCGGGGGCACGGGCUCGGGCAUGGGCACGCUGCUCAUCAGCAAGAUCCGCGAGGAGUACCCCGACCGCAUCAUGAACACCUUCAGCGUCAUGCCCUCGCCCAAGGUGUCGGACACGGUGGUGGAGCCCUACAACGCCACCCUGUCGGUGCACCAGCUGGUGGAGAACACGGACGAGACGUACUGCAUCGACAACGAGGCGCUGUACGACAUCUGCUUCCGCACCCUCAAGCUCACCACGCCCACCUACGGCGACCUCAACCACCUGGUGUCAGCCACCAUGAGCGGUGUCACCACCUCCCUGCGCUUCCCGGGCCAGCUCAACGCCGACCUGCGCAAGCUGGCCGUGAACAUGGUGCCCUUCCCGCGCCUGCACUUCUUCAUGCCUGGCUUCGCCCCGCUGACCGCCAGAGGCAGCCAGCAGUACCGGGCCCUGACGGUGCCAGAACUGACCCAGCAGAUGUUCGAUGCCAAGAACAUGAUGGCCGCGUGCGACCCGCGCCACGGGCGCUACCUGACCGUGGCCACCGUCUUCCGAGGCCCCAUGUCCAUGAAGGAGGUGGAUGAGCAGAUGCUGGCCAUCCAGAACAAGAACAGCAGCUACUUCGUGGAGUGGAUCCCCAACAACGUGAAGGUGGCCGUGUGCGACAUCCCACCCCGGGGGCUGAAGAUGGCCUCCACCUUCAUCGGCAACAGCACGGCCAUCCAGGAGCUGUUCAAGCGCAUCUCGGAGCAGUUCUCUGCCAUGUUCCGCCGCAAGGCCUUCCUGCACUGGUUCACUGGCGAGGGCAUGGAUGAGAUGGAGUUCACGGAGGCUGAGAGCAACAUGAACGACCUGGUGUCCGAGUACCAGCAGUACCAGGAAGCCACAGCCAACGAUGGGGAGGAAACCUUUGAGGACGACGAAGAGGAGAUUCACGAAUAGCAGAGAGGUGCUGUCUCGGGUGCAAGGCAGAUGUUCUUUUGUUAAUGCCAGUGAAUCAUAACCCCAAUGGCUGCACACGGUGUGCUGGUCCCCCUGGGUCCAGAAAGGCCCCUCUCAGAUGCAAUGAAACUGUCAAUCACGUGGAAUGAAGAAAGUGCAUCAGAGUAGCAGGUGAUUGGCAGGUCUACCCAACCACAAGAUUUUCUACUGGACGCCUAAGAAGAACUCAUGGGCUCAUGAAGGGUUAUAUCAGCUUCACCCUCUAUUUGCCUUUGAAGCCAGGUCUGAGAGUGGGUAGGGAAGUUAGAACGUGGUUUUCAUCUUUUGUGAAGAAAGAAGGAUCUGUGCAGUGCUGGAUAAUGCAGU